Molecule: messenger RNA, 666 nt
Organism: Lobosporangium transversale
Lineage: Eukaryota; Fungi; Mortierellomycota; Mortierellomycetes; Mortierellales; Mortierellaceae
Exons: 3
Coding region: 1-666 (221 amino acids)
Source: RefSeq, a predicted model, not a curated record
AUGCCUUCGCUCAAGUACAAUCCUCUCAUUCGACAAAUCAAGUUCCCUGGUCAAGCUAUUGGUGCUGAGAGGAUUAGUAAGCACAUUCGCGCAGUUAUGGCUCGACUGCACCUUCCUUCAGGUUUCAAACCACCUAAAGCACGCGCGGCUGGAUCUACGCAGGCUGUUAAGAUGGGUAUCAACAUUGAUGAUAUUGUCGCACAAGGCAUUUGGCCCUCACCUGCGAUGUUCUCCAAGUUUUACCGACUGUCCAGCAACACCCGGUCAAACUUUACUCAUCGAAACAAAAACCCAUAUUUUGGGUUGAAAGAUCCACAGACUAUAGAGAUUGAGCAACUUUGGAGCAGUACGCUUGCAGGAGCGUGCACAGGAGGGAUCCUUGCAGCAUUAGCACGCGGAUGCAAGGCAGUACCAUCGGGGACCAUUAUGUUUGGAGUGAUGGCGUUGAGUGGUCAAUGGAUCUGGUCAAAGACAAACCGAUAUCGACAGAAGAAGGUUUUGGCGAACAUACCUCAGAUAGAACAAAGUGAGACAUAUCAAACGAUUACUGCUUCUGCUGCAAAGGCAACGACAGGCGCGCUACGGCGUCGGAAUGCUGUAGGGGCUGGACUGUUGAAGGUGCUACCGAUGUUGAUGAAUAUGAAGCAAAGCGCCGACAGAAACUAG